AUGACCAAUGUCUUGCAAGUAAAUAUAAGAGAAAAUGAAGUUUUUAAAUUAGGGCAGUCGUGUAAUGAAAUCAGUGAUUGUCAAAAAAUCUCGAAUGCAAUAUGUUCAAGUAAUGGACAGUGUCGUUGUGAAUCAAACUAUGUUGAUCUAAAUAAAACUGUUUGUGCUCCAAAAUUGGGUGGGAACUGUGAAAAUCAUAUACAAUGUGUGACCGCUAAUGCUGUUUGUAUUAAUAAUAAAUGUCAAUGCCAGCCGGACUUUUCAUCACGAUACGAUGAUGAAUGUAUAAUAAAUUAUUUGGGAAUGAUGUGUGAAAAUAAGAAAGAUUGCGAAAAGAUACAAUAUGCAGAAUGUUCAAAAAAUAAAAAAUGUGUUUGUAAAUUGAAUUAUGUUCAAUCUAAUCCAGCAAAGUGUGCAUUGGUAUUAGGUAAAUAUUGUAACAAUAAUAACCAAUGUGCUACUGAAAAUUCAUUUUGUUUUGAAAAUAAAUGUCAAUGCAAAGUUAACUACAUAAAACGAUCUAAUAAUCAGUGUAUACCAAUGUACUUGCAACAAGCUUGCAAAAGUAAUGAUGAUUGUAAAGAAAUAAAGUUUUCAAUCUGUUCUGAAGAAAAAAAAUGUAUUUGUGACUCAAAUUACAUCACAAUUAAAAAUAUUAAAUGUGAAGCAGUGAUAAAUGAAUACUGUAGUACAAAUGCAGAUUGUUUUCCUGAUCACUCUAUCUGUAUUGACAAUAAAUGUCAAUGUCAUGGAAAUUCCUCAUUUCGGUCUAACAGAGAAUGUACGCCGAAUCAUCAUCAUUAUUAUUGCCGUAAUAAUAGAGAUUGUGAAAAAAAUAUAUAUUCAGUUUGUUCAAAAGAUAGCGUAUGCGUUUGUAAAGAUAAUUACGUUGUGAUUGGGAAUAACGUUUGUGCGCCUCUUUUGAAUGAAUAUUGUCAAACGGGUGAUCAAUGUGCACUCACUAAUUCGAUUUGCAUUGAUAAUAAAUGUCAAUGUAAUGUUAAUUAUGUAUCACGGCUAGGCAAUAAAUGUUUACCAAAAUUUACAAAAAAAUUCUGUCACACAAACGAUGACUGUAGUGAUAUACUGAAUGCCGAGUGUACGAAUGAUAAUAAAUGUGGAUGCAAAACAAACUAUUUUGCAUUAAAUAAUACAAAGUGUGCACCACUUGUAGGUGGAUUUUGUUCGGAAACUGAAAAUUGUGUUGUAACAAAUUCGAUUUGCAACAAUAAUAAGUGUCAAUGCAAACAUAACUAUACGUCCACAUCUAAUAAUCAGUGUGUACUACUUACAUUAGGUAAACCAUGUACAGAAGAUAUAGAUUGUUCAAUGAUACCACAUUCCGUAUGUUCUAACGAUAAAAUUUGUGUUUGUGAAAUAAAUCAUAUUGCAAUGGAUGAACGAGAAUGUUUACCAGCCCUUGGCGCAUAUUGUUCAAAUAACGAUCAAUGUCGGUACAAUGAAUCUCAUUGCAUUGAUAAUACGUGUCAAUGUAAGCCUAUGUUUUCAUCCGUGUCAAUGAGUCAAUGUGUACCAUUGCAUCAAAAACAUUAUUGCCAUGAAGACUAUGACUGUAGUGAUCCUUGGCAUGGGCAAUGUUCGGUCGAUAAAAGAUGUACUUGUAAAAUAAAUAAUAUUGCAUCAAAUGAUUGGACAUGUUCACCAACUAUUGGUGGUUAUUGCUGGAAAAAUGACCAGUGUGUUACAAAAAAUUCUGUUUGUAUAGAUUAUCAAUGUAAAUGCAAGCGUACUUUCGUUGCUGUAGCCAAUAAUUUAUGCUUGCCAGAUAUCUCAUUGGGCAUGGCGUGCGAAGUAAAUGAAGAUUGUGAGAAAAUAUCGCGGUCAGAAUGUUCAAAAACUAAGCAAUGCGGUUGUAAAUUAAAAAAUAUUCAAAUAAAUUUGAAACAGUGUGCACCAAUAUUGGGUGAAUUUUGUUGGCUAGAUAGUAUGUGUGGCGUAACUAAUUCUGUUUGCAUUGAUAAUUCAUGUAAAUGUAAAGCUAAUUAUUCAUCACGAUCUAAUAUUCACUGCAUACCAAAGGUACUAGGAUCAUUUUGUGAAAAUGAUAUAAUGUGUGAAAAUGUUACAUUUUCAAAGUGUAUGGAUAACAAAGUUUGUGGUUGUUCAUUAAAUACAUUGUCAAUAAAUGACAAUCACUGUGCAUCUCUUUUAGGCGGGUUUUGUAUGACUAAAAACGAUUGUUUACCUUCUAAUUCAGUUUGUAUUGAAAACAUGUGUAAAUGCAAAAUUGGUUUUGCACCACGAAAUAACACUAUGUGUAUACAAGGUGAGUUAGGCAUGCCUUGCGGGAGUAAUAUUGAAUGUAAUAUCAAAAUAGAACAUACAAUGUGCUGGACAGAUAAGAAAUGUAUUUGUGAGUUUGGUUAUCAUGCUAUCGGUAAUUAUACCUGCGCACCAAAUAUUAAUAGACAAUGUUCGUAUAAUGAAUUAUGCGCAACUAAAAAUUCCUUAUGUAUUGAUAAUGAAUGUCAAUGUAAGCCUCACUACACAUUAAGAGCUGAAAAAUGCAUACCAACUUAUUUGCAUGAACCCUGUGACGAUAAUGAAGAUUGUGAAGCAAUUACUAAUGCAAAAUGUUCAAUAGAUAAGAUAUGUGUAUGUGAGCAUUUGUAUAGUCAAUACAAUAGAACAACAUGCUGGUCAAAACUAACCGGAUUAUGUAUGUCAGAUGAACAAUGUACAGUAAUUAAUUCUGUUUGUGUUAAUAAACGCUGUCAAUGUAAAUCACAUUAUCUUGCUGUAUUAAAUGAAGAAUGUCUUGCAGUUAAUUUGAGACAACCAUGUAAAUUUGAUGAAGAUUGUCAAUACAUAAAAUAUGCAGUGUGUUCGAAAAAUAAAAAAUGUGUUUGUAAACCCAAUUACAUCAUUGUGCAAGGAACAAAAUGUGAAGCUCUUAUUAAUGAAGCUUGUGAUAGAGAUUUCGAAUGCUUUCCAGAGUAUUCUGUUUGUGCCAAUAAUAAAUGUCAAUGCCAAGAAAAUUUCACGGUUCGAUUUAACCGAGAAUGUGAAAUAUGUUAG
Microplitis mediator is the source of this 3039-nucleotide messenger RNA. Its product is annotated as prion-like-(Q/N-rich) domain-bearing protein 25. The record is from RefSeq and is a predicted model, not a curated record. Lineage: Eukaryota; Metazoa; Arthropoda; Insecta; Hymenoptera; Braconidae. The coding region runs from base 1 to 3039 and encodes 1012 amino acids. The transcript has 13 exons.